This is a messenger RNA of Salarias fasciatus (jewelled blenny), 630 nucleotides long. RefSeq names its product nanos homolog 3-like. The transcript has a single exon. Gene Ontology annotation, molecular function: zinc ion binding; RNA binding. NCBI's taxonomy places the organism in Eukaryota, Metazoa, Chordata, Actinopteri, Blenniiformes, Blenniidae. The coding region runs from base 1 to 630 and encodes 209 amino acids. The record is from RefSeq and is a predicted model, not a curated record.
AUGAACGGACUCGUCUGGGAACUUUUCCACCACCUGCCGCGCUUCAUGGAGUCCGAGAGCAAAACAUUCCAGCCGUGGAGGGACUACAUGGGCCUGUGCGACACCAUCAAGGCGAUCCAGACCCGGAGGAGUCCCGCAGAGACCCCCCCGCGGGAGCGCAGGCCCGCGCACGGUGAUCCCGGAGGACUGUGCGGGCCCCUGAUGUCUCUGCACAUCGCGCACGAAGACGCGCCUCACCCCGAUGACCGCCUGACCCCGCGCGACUCCCUGACUCCCCUGCGCUCACCUGGCCUCUCCGGUCCUCGCGAGUCGCUCGACGCAGACGCGCCAAAAGCAGCGCGGCCGAAGCCGGCCGCCGGUCCGCGGAAACCCAAGGAGCGCAGGAAGGGCAGAGCGCCGCCCGCCUCCCCGGAGCGCAUGUUCUGCAGCUUCUGCAAGCACAACGGCGAGUCCGAGCUGGUGUUCGGGUCCCACUGGCUCAAGAGCCAGACGGGACAGGUGCUCUGCCCCUACCUGCAGCAGUACGUCUGCCCGCUGUGUGGAGCCACGGGGGAGAGAGCGCACACCAAGCGCUUCUGCCCCAAAGUGGACCGUGCGUACAGCUCCGUGUACGCAAAGACCCGACGCUGA